GGGAGUACUCCCCGAUUUUGAGUUCACUGCACUGCCGGUGUGUACUUGGAUGCAGGAAGAAGGGAACACUGAUUUUACCAUUGCAGCGAGAUGUCAACCGACAAUUCUGAGGUGUGUACAUUGACCAUCAUGUCCUGACUUGGUUUCGACAAGCUGGUGGCAGCGGUAACAGCUCGGCGGAAGAGGAUCUGCAGAGCUACCAGGGCUGUGCAUUUUCGUUGUGUUAGGCACUGGCCGGAAGGAGCUAGCUGGCGUCGAAUGAGACGUGACACUGUUUGGAGGCGAUGCCACAGUAUCAGUGAUGGCAUGGCGCUGUUGUGCGGUUUCUAGAACUAGUGAAAGGGUUGCUCAAGACGAACAUUCAAAAGAGAUCGACAAGCGUCUGCAGCUGGAAAAGGCGAAGCAAAAGGGCCUGGUCAAGGUUCUACUCCUUGGAGCUGGCGAGUCUGGCAAGAGCACCUUUCUGAAGCAGAUGCGAAUUAUCCAUGGUCAGGGAUUUGAAGAACAAGAGUUUCUUGAGUAUCGCACUAUUAUUUUCGAUAACAUAAUCAGCUCCGCUCAAAAGCUUGUUCGUGCCCGGAAAGCCCUCAAUAUCCCCUGGAACGAAGCCGUGAAUGAAGCGCAUGGUAAUUUAAUUGAAGCUGCCGGUCCGGUGGAUACUCCUGAAGAAUUUGUGCAGUAUUACGCUGCGCUGGACGCAGUGUGGGGUGACGAUGGUAUACAGAGAACUUACGAGCGGAGGAGCGAGUUUCACUUGGGUGACUCCACUAACUACUUCUUUAACAACCUGUCCUCAAUUGCAACAUUGGACUACCUGCCGUGCAAGCAGGACAUCCUGUGUUCCCGCAAGUCAACACGCGGAGUCCAGGAGUACAGCAUUCACAUUAAGAAGGUCCCAUUCACGUUUGUCGACGUUGGCGGUCAGCGUGCACAACGGACGAAAUGGUUCCAAUGUUUCCAAGAGGUUACGAGCAUUCUAUUCAUGGUGGCAUCGAAUGGUUUCGACCAAGUACUCGUUGAGGACAGGCUUACUAACCGCUUGGUGGAGAGUUUAAACAUCUUCCACACCAUCGCCAAUGAGCGCUGUUUUGCUUCAGCCUCCAUUGUACUGUUUCUCAACAAGGCUGAUAUGCUUGCUGAGAAGAUCAAGUACCGGGACAUCCGCCAGUACUUCCCGUCGUUCCCGGCGCAGAUGAAUCCGCACAACUUGGAGCACGUGCAGGACUAUCUGAUACACCUUUUCGACAGUCAGCGUAUCGACAAGACCAAGCUGCUCUAUCAUCAUUUUACAACGGCUACAGACACAGACAAGAUCAGGAUCAUUUUCGAGGCAGUUCGCAAUACCAUACUGGAGAACAACCUCAAGGAUUUGGUCCUGUUCUAGAGUUUUCUCUUUUUCUUUUUUUUUACCAGUAUCAUACAUCAAUACCUUAAAAGGUUUUAUAAACAGGCUUGUUUGCAGGGCUGUUUUCAUAACGUCUUCCUGAGAUCCUAGACUCCUCCAUGCUCCAAUUGCACUCACACACACGCACACACUGCAUUGCAUGCGCUUCAUCCUCAACAAUUCCGCAUUUACAUUACACUUCAUUACAUUACAUCAUUACAUUAUUACAAUUACCGUUAGAAUUAUUUGAUCCGAUCGAAACUGGCUUAUUCCUCUUUCUCUCUUUCUCUGCCUUUCCUUGGUGCGAACAUACCUCUGCUUUGUUUGCGUUGCCUUGGUCUUCUUCCUGCUGCUGCUCUUCUGCCGCUCAGUGUUCUGUGUGUGUGUGUGUGCAUGUGUGUGUGUGUAUGUGGGCAUGUGUGUCUGUAUGCUUUGCAAGAAGUUAGUAUGUCGUGCUCUCUCCAUGUUCUCCUAUCCACUUCUCUUUUUUUAACUCGCUGUACUUUUGCUUUUUCUGCGACCUUAGUUGGUGCACUAUUUUAAUUCCACCCUAGAUUGUGCCAUCAGUCUCUUCUCCCCAUACGACGUCCUUUAUUCCCCUUUUUUUCUUCAUCCUGUCAUCCCCGUCUCUUGCCCAGUCUCUUGUCCACUCUGCAACUGCUUGUUUCGAGGUCUGUGGUUGGACUGCACCAAGCUGUCUUUCUGUGUCAACUGAUCUUCUACCUGACGGCUUCAAAAUGCAACUUA
Sycon ciliatum is the source of this 2131-nucleotide messenger RNA. RefSeq names its product guanine nucleotide-binding protein subunit alpha-12-like. Gene Ontology annotation, biological process: adenylate cyclase-modulating G protein-coupled receptor signaling pathway; Rho protein signal transduction. The coding region runs from base 302 to 1384 and encodes 360 amino acids. Gene Ontology annotation, molecular function: guanyl nucleotide binding; G protein-coupled receptor binding; G-protein beta/gamma-subunit complex binding. The record is from RefSeq and is a predicted model, not a curated record. The transcript has 5 exons. Lineage: Eukaryota; Metazoa; Porifera; Calcarea; Leucosolenida; Sycettidae. Gene Ontology annotation, cellular component: heterotrimeric G-protein complex.